AUGGCCUGUGGGAUAUAUGCGCCAAACCAAAUUAAAAGCUACAUUAUUUACUACGUAAUUAAAAAGAAUUGUCAAUCAACGGAAUUACCGGUCGAAGAAAGACCGAUGGCCACGCCAAGAAAAAGAGUGGUAGUGGAAGAGGCAAGUUCCAGUGGUUCUUAUAAAAAACAAAAAAAACCCAGCAAGAACCCCAAUAUUAAUGAUGAGGCUGGCUGUUCUGAUUACAAUUCAGAUAAUAACAAUGAUUCCGGGGCUCAUCAAGUCAAUGAUGCCGUCAAAACUAAAAAAGCUCCAGUGGUUCAGGAAAAAAAAAGUCAUCUGCCUGACUUGGAGUUAUUAAAUAAUAACAUCCAGUUUAUGAUUAACGAGAAUAUGUUGAUGCCGAUAAAGAUUCCUGUGGCUCCACAGUUGACGGAUGAAACAAAAAAAUCCGAAAUUAAGGUAUUCGCUCGUGCUGUAAAGGAUUACCAUGAUAAUGGUAUUUCAUUUGGUAAUUGGGGUACUACCACUCAGUACUCUGGAUGCUUUCGUUUUUAUUGCUUUGGCGAAACUUUGAAAAAGGAAUAUCCCGGAUUUCACGCUACGUUUGUGGAACUUUUAAAAAAAUGUGAUUACACCCAAAACAAGAUUGCCCAAAUGAAAGUCGCCGGUAAACGAUUCAACACCCUGUUAUAUUACUUCAAGCACGGUGCGUUUGCAAUUGCCGCGUUAUAUUCGACAAACGCGAUGAGAAAAUUAACGGAUGUUGAAUUUGAUGAAAUAAUUGCUUAUAUCAAGAAGAAUCGACAAUUAUCUGAUCAAUUACGAUCAAUGAUCCUAGACAAGGACAUGCUAGAGCGUGUUGGUGAGUUGGAAUAUCAAGAGUUUAAUCACAAGAAAGCUUUAUAA
Molecule: messenger RNA, 888 nt
Organism: Mucor mucedo
Lineage: Eukaryota; Fungi; Mucoromycota; Mucoromycetes; Mucorales; Mucoraceae
Exons: 3
Coding region: 1-888 (295 amino acids)
Source: RefSeq, a predicted model, not a curated record